CCAAUUCUACCGCCCAACACAUAUCCCGACUCGCUUCACUCUCCUGGCCUUUUUCGCCCUGCUCUGGACUUGAUCAGUUCUGAUAUCGAAUCGUCUAGCAAACCCCCCCUAUCUACUACGAGACCCUAUCCCGGAGCCUCAACCGCAGCUUUCCUAAGCCGCCAGCCCCCCCCCCGCGCACGAGCUUACUCCGCAGCGAAUCCUCCUCCAACCCUCGACCAGAAUUCGACGGGCUUCACGCUUUGA
Colletotrichum abscissum is the source of this 246-nucleotide messenger RNA. RefSeq lists its product as uncharacterized. NCBI's taxonomy places the organism in Eukaryota, Fungi, Ascomycota, Sordariomycetes, Glomerellales, Glomerellaceae. The transcript has 2 exons. The record is from RefSeq and is a predicted model, not a curated record. The annotation marks the transcript as partial.